Messenger RNA from Tarenaya hassleriana, 1699 nucleotides. RefSeq names its product protein kinase APK1A, chloroplastic-like. NCBI's taxonomy places the organism in Eukaryota, Viridiplantae, Streptophyta, Magnoliopsida, Brassicales, Cleomaceae. The coding region runs from base 270 to 1541 and encodes 423 amino acids. Gene Ontology annotation, molecular function: protein kinase activity; ATP binding. The transcript has 5 exons. The record is from RefSeq and is a predicted model, not a curated record. Gene Ontology annotation, biological process: protein phosphorylation.
AAAGUUAAAUUUUGUUGUUUCUUUCUUUGAUAUUUCCUUCCAUGAAAGGUUAGGUUCUGGUGGUUGGGAAAUAACGGGGCUUUGCUUCUAAGUUAGGCAUCAUGUUUUGACAAAUCUGCCCAUGUUUCAGAUUAUCAAUCUUUUCUACAGUUGAGCACAAUAAUGCAUUGAUUAGUUUGAUUUCUUACCUUUCUGAUUCAGACCACAUGAUUCCUGUUCUCAUUUAAGUUCCAAAUCCUUCCCAAGGACACAGCAAUCCAUCAAGGCAAAUGGGUGCCGGGAAAAAUGUGAAAUUUAACGUUUUUUCGUAUACAAACUACAUCUUUGGUGGGUGUGUAGGAGCGAGUCCAAAGCACUUGAGCUCAGACGGGAACGACACUGGAAGUUUGGGCAGCAAGGCUUCGUCCAUGUCGGUUCGCCCUACUCCGCGAACAGAGGGUGAGAUCUUACAGUCACCAAACCUCAAGAGUUUCAGCUUCUCAGAGCUCAAAACCGCGACCAGGAAUUUCAGACCGGACAGUGUGCUCGGGGAAGGAGGUUUCGGUUGCGUUUUCAAAGGAUGGAUCGAUGAGCAAACCCUCACCGCCACAAAACCGGGCACUGGUACGGUUAUUGCCGUCAAAAGGCUUAACCAAGAUGGUUGGCAAGGUCACAAGGAGUGGUUGGCUGAAGUGAAUUACUUGGGGCAGUUUUCUCAUCCUCAUCUCGUGAAGCUGAUCGGUUACUGCCUGGAGGAUGAGCAUCGACUUCUUGUCUACGAGUUCAUGCCUCGGGGAAGCUUGGAAAAUCAUCUUUUCAGGAGGGGUUCAUAUUUCCAGUCCUUGUCUUGGAGUCUCCGGUUGAAAGUGGCUCUCGGUGCUGCAAAAGGCCUUGCUUUUCUUCACUGUGCUGAGACAAGAGUGAUAUACCGCGACUUCAAGACUUCAAACAUCCUUCUUGACUCGGACUACAUUGCCAAGCUUUCUGAUUUUGGAUUGGCCAAGGAUGGGCCAACAGGCGAUAAAAGUCACGUCUCUACCCGGGUCAUGGGUACCUACGGUUAUGCAGCUCCAGAAUACCUCGCGACUGGUCAUCUGACAACCAAGAGCGAUGUCUAUAGCUUUGGGGUUGUUCUUUUGGAGAUGUUGUCUGGACGGCGAGCUGUUGACAAGAACCGGCCAGCCGGAGAGCACAAUCUCGUGGAGUGGGCCAAACCAUAUCUUGCCAACAAAAGAAAGAUGUUCCGGGUUAUCGACAGCCGUCUUCAAGAUCAGUACUCCAUGGAAGAAGUAUAUAAGGCAGCUACUCUGGCGCUGAGAUGCCUAUCCACUGAAGUUAAGCUCAGACCAAACAUGAAAGAUGUUGUCUCGCAACUGGAACAGAUCCGAGCUCUUAAUGCCUCCAGUGGAAAUCCCGAGAGAAGGGAGAGGAGAGCACGUCGGAGAAGCACAGACAGCGUUAUCACCAAGAAAGCAAAGGUUGGCUAUUUUGCUCAGCCGUCUCCCAUGGCUGCUUCCGUUGCCGCUUAUCCUCGCCCAUCUGCUUCGCCGCUGCAUUUCUGACAAACAUAAAAACAUGCGGAUCAGUGUUCUUGGUGAAACCAUUGCAAGGUGUUUAGGGUUUCCUAAUCUUGUAUAGUUUUUUUGUCUAUUAAUGCAUCCGAGAGAUUGUGAAGAUUCAUUAGCUUAAGCGUAAAUCUACUUUCCCGCCUUCAUGAACA